Pseudophryne corroboree (corroboree frog) is the source of this 1885-nucleotide messenger RNA. It is a transcript of the gene LRRC20, whose product is annotated as leucine rich repeat containing 20. The record is from RefSeq and is a predicted model, not a curated record. Gene Ontology annotation, molecular function: protein binding. NCBI's taxonomy places the organism in Eukaryota, Metazoa, Chordata, Amphibia, Anura, Myobatrachidae. Bases 234 to 740 code for a protein of 168 amino acids. The transcript is spliced from 5 exons.
ACCACGAGCAGCCAGGCCGCAGUGUUGCUGUUCCCAAUGUGGUCCGCUUCGGGAGUGCCUGCUUGUGAUUGGGCGGGGGGAGCGGCACCUGGUGCUGCAGCUGUUCAUGCUCAGUAGUCAGUCACUCAAGUGGUAUCACAUACAGCGUGGUGACAGAGAGUAUUUACUGCAGAGGCUGUGUCCAUUGCCGGUAAGAGCUGGAAGAAGAACAGUUACGUCUGAAUGCUAAAAGAAUGGCAGAAGCUGUAGCCAGAGUAGCAAGGAGGGUCAACGAGGUGGUGGAGAACGGAGGACACCAUCUAGACCUAUCCAGUUGUGCCUUGAAUGCUUUCCCAACUGGCCUGUAUUUAGCUAUGAAGUCAGUUGCUGACCAAAUCUACUCAAUCUCGCUGGCCAACAACGAAUUAAAGAGCCUGACAGGCAAAUUCUUCACUACUUUCAAAGAGCUACAAGAACUCGAUCUUGAAGGAAAUCUUUUGGCGAGACUCCCUGGUGAAGUCAGUUUUCUAACUAAUCUUAAAGUGAUCAAUUUAUCCAAGAAUAAGCUUGACAAAUUCCCAGAUGAGCUGACAAAAGUACAAUGUAUUGAGAGUAUCAACCUUGAAGCCAAUCAAAUUAAAGCUAUUCCUGUAGAGACUUUGAACAAUCUACCACAUCUCUUACUCGUGAACUUGAAGCUGAACCCUAUAAAUAAGGACAACUCAAACCUCGGUACACUUAAAUUUGAGCUUGCCAUGUAAACGGUACUAUGGCCCUCAUUCCGAGUUGUUCGCUCGCUAGCAGAUUUUAGCAGCAUUGCACACACUAGGCCGCCGCCCUCUGGGAGUGUAUCUUAGCUUAGCAGAAAAGCGAACGAAAGAGUAGCAGAACUGCGAAUAGAAAAUUCUUAGCAGUUUCUGAGUAGCUCGAGACUUACUCCUACACCUCGAUCAGCUCAGCCCGUUUCGUUCCUGGUUUGACAUCACAAACACGCCCUGCAUUCGUCCAGCCACUCCCCCGUUUCUCCAGACACUCCCGCGUUUUAUCCUGGCACGCCUGCGUUUUUCCGUGCACUCCCAGAAAACGGUCAGUUUCCGCCCAGAAACACCCACUUCCUGUCAAUCACACUCCGAUCACUUCAACAAUGAAAAUUCUUCGUUCGGACGUGAGUAAAUCUACUGUUUUGUGCUAAAAUACUUAGCGCAUGCGCACUGCGUACCAUGCGCAUGCGCAUUUUUGCCUUAAUCGCUCCGGCAACGAGCGAACAACUCGGAAUGACCCCCUAUAUGAGGUAUCAGAUUUGGAUACGUAAUCUUUAAGUGGUAGUUCAACUGGGAUAUGAUAUCAACUUGAAUACAUAAGUGUAGAUUUACUAAGGUUUCAAGAAAUUCAAAAUGGGGGAAUUGUCCAUAACAAAUUUCAUUUUCUAGCUGUCAUUUCUCUAUUGAAUCCUAGAAAAUCAUAGAAUCUGGUUGCUAUGGACUACUUUUCAUUUUUAGAAGCUUUAGUAAAUCUAUCUCCUAAUCUCUAAAUGGUAAUUCAGUAUGGACACAUAGGGGUACAUUUACUAAAGUGUGAGUUUAAAGAUGUGGAGAUGUUGCCCAUAGAAACAAAUCAGAGUCUAGCUAAUAUCUUCUAGAAGGUACUAGAUAAAUGAUAGUUAAUAUUUGAGUGGUUGCUAUGGCCAACAUCUCCACUUCUAUAAACCCGCACUUUAGUAAAGAAACCCCAUAAUCUCUAGGUGUUUAUUCAACUGGAUUUCCUCAUAUGCUGACAUUUUAUAUAUAUUCUCUGUUUUCAAAUGGAUUGUUUUAAUUCAUUGGUGUGCAUUCUUUGCAAGAUUGUUGUGGAAUGUUUUUGGUUUAGAUUAAAAAAAAACUGCUUCAAUAAAAUCAUUUUAAAAUCA